Molecule: messenger RNA, 635 nt
Organism: Castor canadensis (American beaver)
Lineage: Eukaryota; Metazoa; Chordata; Mammalia; Rodentia; Castoridae
Gene: Avp
Product: arginine vasopressin
Cellular component (GO): secretory granule; extracellular region
Molecular function (GO): neurohypophyseal hormone activity; V1A vasopressin receptor binding
Source: RefSeq, a predicted model, not a curated record
GCGAAGGCAGCAGCACAGAGCCAGCCAAGCAGCGCUGCAAACAGUGCCCACCUGCGUGCGCCAGGAUGCCCGACACCAUGCUGCCUGCCUGCUUCCUCGGCCUCCUGGCCUUCACCUCUGCUUGCUACUUCCAGAACUGCCCAAGGGGCGGCAAGAGGGCCAUGCCUGACAUGGAGCUGAGACAGUGCCUCCCCUGCGGCCCCGGGGGCAAAGGGCGCUGCUUCGGGCCCAGCAUCUGCUGCGGGGACGAGCUGGGCUGCUUCGUGGGCACCGCCGAGGCGCUGCGCUGCCAGGAGGAGAACUACCUGCCGUCGCCCUGCCAGUCGGGCCAGAAGCCGUGCGGGAGCGGCGGCCGCUGCGCCGCCCGCGGCAUCUGCUGCAGCGACGAGAGCUGCGUGACCGAGCCCGAGUGCCGCGAGGGCUUUCACCGCCGCGCCCGCGCCAGCGACCGGAGCAAUGUCACGCAGCUGGACGGAGCCACCGGGGCCCUGCUGCUGCGCCUGGUGCAGUUGGCCGGGGCGCCCGAGCCCGCCGAGCCCGCCGAGCCCGGGGUCUUCUGAGCCGCCCCGUCCCCCCCUCCCGCGAUCUCCACCCCCGCCCCUGCAGCACGGAAAAUAAACCUUUGUAAAUGCAAA